Mobula hypostoma (lesser devil ray) is the source of this 5647-nucleotide messenger RNA. RefSeq names its product receptor-interacting serine-threonine kinase 3 (gene ripk3). The record is from RefSeq and is a predicted model, not a curated record. The transcript is spliced from 13 exons. Gene Ontology annotation, biological process: signal transduction; protein phosphorylation. NCBI's taxonomy places the organism in Eukaryota, Metazoa, Chordata, Chondrichthyes, Myliobatiformes, Myliobatidae. Gene Ontology annotation, cellular component: cytoplasm. Gene Ontology annotation, molecular function: JUN kinase kinase kinase activity; ATP binding. The coding region runs from base 63 to 1490 and encodes 475 amino acids.
CUGACUGAACCAGGAAGGCUCAAUCGUCACUCGCGUCUUGUGCCUGAGGGCCAGGUCCGAAGAUGCCGCUGGGGCGCGAGCUCAAGAUAGUGACUGCCGAUCAGCUGUCGGAGAAACACCCCCUGGGGGAGGGGGGCUUUGGCCGGGUGGUCCGGACAUUGUAUCAUCCCUGGGCCAUGGAGGUUGCCAUUAAGAUGCUUCAUGGGACAUCCCAGAGGCUGGAUGAGGACAUUCUCCGGGAAGCGGAGCUCAUGAGCAGCCUGCAGUUUCCCCAUGUGGUCUCUCUUGUGGGCCUCUACUGCCACCCCGACGAGCCGCUUGGUAUUGUGAUGGAGUUCCUGCCCUUUGGCUCGCUGGCCUCCGUCCAGGAGCGGCUGAGCCUCCUGCCCGCCCUGCGCGUCCGGCUCAUCCAUGAGGUUGCACUGGGGAUGAACUACCUCCACGGACUGGACCCUCCUCUCCUCCACCUCGACCUCAACCCUCGCAAUGUCCUGCUGGACGGAGAGCUCCAUGCCAAGAUCGCCGACUUUGGGCUCUCGAAGCUGAAGCGGAUGUCCUCGUCCGACAGCUCGUGCUUGGUCGCUGGGACGCUGGAGUACCUUCCUCCUGAAUGCUUUGACCCUGGCAAGGAUCACUACAAACCUGGUCCCCCCACGGAUAUCUACAGCUUCGGGAUCAUCAUCUGGAGCAUUCUGACGGGAAAGCAUCCCUAUGGAAUGCUUCACAUCCAGACCCUGAUCAGGAUGCUGAUCCCAAGGGGGCAGAGGCCGGACCUCCAGGAGCUGCCAGCAGAGGAUGAGCUGGAGGGGCUGGGAGACCUAAAGCAGCUCAUGGCGGAGUGCUGGAGCAACACACUGGAAAAGCGGCCACCAUUCAAAGACAUCCUGGUGAUCACAGAGAAGGUUUUCCAAUUUCACCGGGGGACAAUUCUGGAUGCCGUCCAUCGCAUUCUCUCCAACCUCAAUUCCCAGCCCACCAGUAGUGCCUCCAGCAGGAUCCUCUCCUCCCGGACUGCUGACUCCAUUGGAUCACUGCGCAGUGAGGACUCCCGCUGGGCGGACCCUCGGUCUCAACCCCCGACAUCUCCGCAGACCGGCACCAAGGCACGGGAAGCUGAGCAGUGGAGGGCCCCGCUUCCUGACCCACCAGUGCAGGGAGGAGCGACCAUAUGUCCAGCUAGAGAACAACAAGAAAGAAUGUCAGCUCCUCUAACCACGGAUCAAGGGAGGAAACCGCCACCUAUGGCCAACCCUGGGAUGAGGCAGGAGUGCGGUGGAGGCAGACAGCAGGCCAGUGCUCAGAGGAAGCUUCCGGAAGAGCCGGGAUGCUCAGCGGGCACGUUCUCAACUGGAAGGGCGGGAGAAGGUGUGGAGAGGGCACGGUACUGCAGUGGAAGAGGCAAAGUCACCGUGCUGGCCUCCAGGAUCAAAGGGCUGCAGAUCGGCAAUGGGAACACGAUGCACAUCAUCCAGAGGUCCCCCAGGAAGUAGAUUCCCGGAUUCCCUGACCUCCUGCCCAACUCCAGCCCCACCUUCACCACCAUGCCUUCUGGGGAUGGGGGGAGUGCGGAGAGCAGACAUGGAAAGACCGGGGACAGGCCCUUCAGCCCAACGAGUUGGUGCUCAUCAUCACACACCAAUGCCAUGCCCCAGCACUUGGCCCACAUCCUACCACACCUCACCUUCAUCUAGAUAUGUCUCAAAUGCCGAGGGUGACUCUGUUGCUGACCUCAGGCAGUGAAGAAGGUGUGUGGUGCCCUUGCCUUUAUAAGCCAGGGAGCAGAAGGGUUGGGGUGUUGGGUAUACUGUACCUCUCUUGGUGUACCCAAGUCAGGUGUAGCUCAUAGUCACCAGUCCAGUGAGGUACAUAUACAAUGGAAAUGGAGCAGCAUCACAGGCAUGUUGGUUAGAAUCAACACAGAAAGCAUAAAUUAUAAAUUAAUUUUAUCAGACAGCAAAGAAACAAACUGUGUAUAACAAGACAUUUGUGGGGGAAAGGAGAGUAAACAAGGAGAUAAAUCUCUGGCAAUGAAAGAGGCAGGUCUGUAAUGGUCUGUUGCUGAUGUAGCAUUAGGGUUGUGUGGGUUGGUUCAAGAAAUGAAAGGUUGUAGAGAAGUUGUUGUCCCUGAACCCAGUGGUGGGGGACUUCAGGCUUUUGCACUUCCUGGUCGAUGGUAGCUAUGAGAAGAUGGCCUGGCCCUUAUGGUGGGGACUUUUGAUAAUUAGAUAAACCCUUCCUGAUUCUGUGUAGCUCUGGGUGCCACAUUACAGGUUGUGCUGGAAAGGCUGCAGAGGAGAUUUCCCCAGGCGGUUUCCUGGUUUGGAGAAAUUUAAUCAUGGAGAGAGAUCGGAGAGGAUGGGAUUGUUUUCCAUGGAGUAAAGGAGGCUGAGCGAGACCUGGCAUAGACAGAGUAGAUAAUCAGAAUAUCAUGGCACGGUCCGUGAAGUCCGCAUUCCGGUUCAUGGUCCGGUCCGUGGACUCAGGACUCCAGUUCUUCCAGAUGUCCCUUGUUUUGGUUGAGUUAAUCAUAGGCACCUGAUUCCCAUCUUGUGGCUUGGAAUAUAAGUGGCCUUGGGGUCGAGUGUGAGCUGCUGGUUUGUCUUGUCAAGAUCCCCUGGGAGCAAUCUGCCGGUGGAAGGCUAGAGCGGCCACUUGCCAUCUUUAGGCCAUGUUGGAGAAUCACUGCUUCAUGGAGCCUUGCUGUCAGUAGUUGGGGCUGUCUUUGCGGUAUGGAUUCGGCUGUUUCCCGGGUCAGCUGAGUGGCUGCCAGCCACUCUGAUCCAGGUAGGGAUCCAGCUGUUUCCGUAGCCAGUUGAGGUUGCUGGCCGAACUGCGACUCGGAGUAACCCCGAUGCAGAGAUGGAACUGUCUGUUGUUCUUCAGUGUUUGUCUUUUCUUGUCCUUGCCUCCAUGGGGUAAGUCAGGCUGUUCUGCCAUUGCCCUGCAGGGGGAUCUGUCUUGACUUGUCCUCGCCUCCGUGGGGUAAGUCAGGCCGUUUUGCCAUUGCCCUGUGGGGUGUCCUGUUUUGUCUUGUCUUGUCUUUGCCUCUGUUGGGUAAGUCCAGCCGUCCUGCCAUUACCCAACGGAUGGUCCCGUCCCACCUUGGUGUGGAGAUGAAGUUGAGGUCCGACUUGUCUAAGGAUAAGUCCCGGCUCUGUGUUGAUGUACAGUUCCCAGUCUGCCUCCAAGCUCCAGCCUCUGAGUUAUCAGCCUGUCUCCAAGCUCAAGCCUCAAGACCCAGCCUCCUGUCCUGUAGUCAUGUCAUGUCCUUGCCUGGUUCUGGGGGCCGAGCCUGAGGCAAGACCCAGGUUCUGGGUCCUUGUCCAGUCUCUGGCUCGGAGCCCAAGCCAGGCUCCUAGUUCAUGGUUCCUCGUCCUGGUCCCGCCUUCCCAAGCCCAAGUCUGCGUUCUUGUCCCUGCUCCUUGUCUGUAUCCUGUCACUUCCCUACUCUAGUCAAGUCCUGUUCCUUGUACUUCACUGUCUGUGUCUUUCAUUUGGGUCCGCUACCAGUGCCCCCUUUGUGACACAGAAAUCCUUUCCCCCAUAGGAGAGGUGACAAAACCAAGUUGGGGGGGGUGUUAUGGGGAGUGGAAAGAUAUUUAAGAGGGAUCUGAGGAGUAAGUGUGUUUCAUUCUAGGGAGAGAUUGAUAUCUGGGAUGAGCUGCCAGAGGAGGUGGUGGAAGGAUUUACAAACAAAUAGCAAUUAGCCAGUGACUCUGAUAGGGAGAUACGGUCCUAAUGCAGGCAAAUAGGAUUGGAGUAGGUGAAGGGGAGUGUAGAAAAGUCGCCAUGAAUGCAGUGAAUUGAAAGGCCUCCAUGCUGGACCACUUGAUGACAUCCCCUUCUCUCAAUAACACGUUAAAGAUCCCAAUCUCCCUCUGGGUGAUAACAUCCCACCACUCCCUCAGAUCCCCAUUGACACCUCCUCCCGCUUCCUCUCUAGACUGACACCAUCUCGAGUGCAGACUGGCAAAUGCUGCUCAUUGGUCAGCAUAAACUCGAUGGGCUGAAGAGCCUGAUAAUGUGGAGUGCCUCUCCGUCAAUGUUGGGGGAGAUACAAGGGGGCAGAAUGUUGGGGCAGGCUGCUCCUGUUUGUUCCGCCGGGGAUUCCAACCCCUCGACUUGUAAAUGGAAAACUGGAAAUCUGCAGAUGCUGGAAAUCUGAAAUAAAGUUCUGGAAACUCACGUCCAUUCAUUUGGCGUCUGUGGAGAGGGAGAGGGAAAAGAGGAGACGCAAGGGUCAUUCCUUCUGCUAAACAAACCUGGCAUUAGAUUUGAGAAAUUAGACUGCCUCAUGGGUCCAGAUUUCUGCGUUUAAUCCCAACCUCCGUACUCUGUCUCUGUGUGUGUCUGUGUGUGUGUGUGUGUGUGUGUGUGUGUGUGUGUCUGUCUGUCUCUGUGUGUGUGUGCCUGUGUCUCUGUGUGUCAGUGUGUGUGUGUCUGUCUCUGUGUGUGUCUGUCUCUGUGUGUGUCUGUCUGUCUGUGUGUGUGUGUGUCUCUGUCUCUGUGUGUGUCUGUCUGUGUGUCUGUCUGUCUCUGUGUCUGUGUGGUUUGCACAUUCUCCUUAUGAGGGUGGGACGCAGCAGAUCUUGGGCAUGACAAGAAUGGGGUGAGAGGUGACAAGAAAUGCUGGUGCCAUACAAGGACCACAAGGACACAGUAAGGAUGUGGGGCAAGAAGGGAUGAGGAUAUCCUAGUAAACUUACACCUAAGCCUCGCAAAGAUAGCUGUCCAGGGGUCUUGAAAAUGGGUAGCAGUGGAUUCUGCCUGGGGACACUGGCAGUGAUGUCCCAGGAGGAUAUUCAUGCCUGGGUAACUGUGGAGAGGAAACACAUGAUGUCCCUGGACAGGUGGGCACCUCUAUGGGAUAAACAUCAUUAUUGACAGGGAUGGAAGUAUUUUAAUUUAAUUUAGUUCAUGUUAAUAAGUGUGUUAUUGCAUCUGUGUUUGUUGUAGUAUAGUAGAAUGUAAGUUGAAGUAAAGGUAUUUUUAUCAAGAUAAAUGACACAGAACAGGGCAGCCACUCAGUGGGCAUCUCUCCACUGCAAUCCACAGCAUCUGCACUCUACCAACUACAGGGUCCACCGGGGCAGCUCACUCUUUGAACAACCCCUGCCACACCCCCCCCCUCACCCCACUCAACCAACUGGAUGAACAAGGGCGGCAGAAGCAACAGGCACAGCACCUCUUGGAAGUUUCCCUGCAAACCGUCACAUCCAUCCUGAUUUGGAAGUACUUCCCCAUUCCAUCACUGUGCCUGGGUCAGGCGCCCAGAGCUCCCUCCCUUCAGAAGAACGUGGGUUAUUGUAGGUGCAACCCAUGCCUUGGGGACUGCAGCAGUUUGAGAAGCCAGUUGACCACAUCUUCCUGAAGGGUGUAACUCUUGCUUCGGCUAGCAGCUUAAUAUAGGUAGUGAGAGCCCCCGCCCCGCCGAACUUAAGAACUCCCAUUUGGGUGGAUGCUGAGCGAUUUUUUCUCUGUUACAAAUCAGUACCCUAAAAUAACAAACAGUACAUAAUAUGUGAUUAAACAAUUAAGUUUUAUAAUUUAUGGUUAGUAAAGAAAACGAAAAAAAAGAAAACAGGCCCAAUCUCAUGAAACAGUCUGUUGCGCAACGUAGGAGCUCACUGAUAAGCCGGUCUUCCAC